Messenger RNA from Penicillium mononematosum, 1389 nucleotides. Its product is annotated as B-type cyclin nimE. Gene Ontology annotation, molecular function: cyclin-dependent protein serine/threonine kinase regulator activity. The record is from RefSeq and is a predicted model, not a curated record. Lineage: Eukaryota; Fungi; Ascomycota; Eurotiomycetes; Eurotiales; Aspergillaceae. The transcript is spliced from 4 exons. The coding region runs from base 1 to 1389 and encodes 462 amino acids. Gene Ontology annotation, biological process: regulation of cyclin-dependent protein serine/threonine kinase activity; G2/M transition of mitotic cell cycle. Gene Ontology annotation, cellular component: cytoplasm; centrosome; cyclin-dependent protein kinase holoenzyme complex.
AUGCCUCAGGCCCGCAGCCUUCGUACCAGAGGCACGAUGAAUGAGAACGAUGAGAACGGUCCGUCAGCGCGUGUGACGCGGGCCAAGACAGCCGCCCUCAGCACCGAUGCCCCCGCCGCCGGAGCCAAGAAGACCCUGCAGACCAAGCGAACCACAUCGACUACCACGGGUAAUGGAUCCCUACGUCCCCGUGCUGCCCUCGGCGAUGUCAGCAAUGUCAACAAGACGGAAGGUGCUGAGGUGAAAGCUGGGAAGAAACCGGCUGCCGCCAAGGCCGGUUUGACCUCAAAGGCAACUGUCCAGACUGGAGGUGUCCAAAAGCUCAGCCGCACCAAUUCCUCACGAACUGCAACACGACCUGCCCUUCAACCCCGCGACUCGAACAAGAAACCUGCCGCCAAUGCCCACAAGCGUCCGUCGCUUAAGGAUACCGCCCUCCAAGCGGAGGAGCCUCCCCGAAAGAAGCCUGAGCUUGAGCGAAAGACACGAACUAUCGAGAAGAUUGUGGAAGAACCACCAGUGAAGGAGGCAGAGAUUAGCGUGAAGGAUGCUCUGAAUGACGCUGUGCAGGAUCUGGACACUGAGGACUUGGAUGACCCAUUAAUGGCCGCCGAAUACGUCGUUGAAAUCUUCGAGUAUCUUAAGGACCUUGAGAUCAUGACUCUGCCCAACCCUGAUUACAUCGACCAUCAGCCCGACCUUGAAUGGAAGAUGCGCGGUAUCCUCGUGGAUUGGCUUAUCGAAGUGCACACCCGUUUCCGUCUCCUCCCCGAGACCCUGUUCCUUGCUGUCAACAUUAUCGAUCGCUUCCUGUCUGCUGAAGUUGUCGCCCUUGAUCGUCUUCAGCUCGUUGGUGUUACCGCCAUGUUCAUUGCCUCCAAGUAUGAGGAGGUGCUCUCCCCUCACGUCGCCAACUUCAGCCAUGUUGCCGAUGAGACCUUCUCGGAUAAGGAGAUUCUUGAUGCUGAACGUCACGUCCUCGCAACCCUCGAGUACAACAUGAGCUUCCCCAACCCCAUGAACUUCCUGCGACGUAUCUCCAAGGCCGAUAACUACGAUAUCCAAACCCGUACUCUGGGCAAAUACCUGAUGGAGAUCAGUCUCCUCGAUCAUCGUUUCAUGAGCUACCCCCCAGAGCCACAUCUCUGCCGCAGCCAUGAUGCCACUCUCGCUCACUACUCCGGUUACACCGAAGAGGAGAUCGACCCCGUCUUCCAGUUGAUGGUUGAUUAUCUCCACCGCCCUGUCUCCCACGAAGCCUUCUUCAAGAAAUACGCCAGCAAGAAGUUCCUGAAGGCUUCUAUCUUGACACGCCAAUGGGCCAAGAAGUAUCACCACCUGUAUGUCGACGGCUCCGAGCAGAGCAGUUACGCCAAGGAUGAACAGUAA